AUGAAGUUGUUGAGGUUUUUUUUUUCUGUUUCAGCUUCCAAGCCGACAUUAAAAUACAAGUUCAUCGGCCAUUUGUUGAAACCCGGUCCGGACGUUUCUCUCAAGUGCAUUGCAUUUGGCACACCAACUCCUCACAUCACCUGGAAGUUCGACGGUAACGACGUCUCUCUAUCGCAGAUGCGAAUAUCGGUUAGUCAGUAUGUGACAGAAAUCGGAGAUGUCGUCAGUCAUUUCAACAUCACCAAAGUCCAAGUGGAAGACGGUGGUCUGUACGAAUGCAUUGUUUCCAAUCGAGCAGGCCAAGUGUCGCAUUCAGCGAAAAUACAAGUUUAUGGUGAUCCGGUGGCCAAGAAAACUCCUAAGAUUAUUGCGCGGGCUGGUCAACAAUUGCAAAUGACCUGUCCAAUAUCUGGAUAUCCAAUUUUCAACAUCAAUUGGGAAAAAGAUAAUAAGAGGUUACCCGGAGGGAAGUUACUGAACAAGAGACACAAGGUGUUUGCCAACGGUUCGAUAGUCAUCGAAAACGUGCAGAAAAAGACCGACCAGGGGACGUACUACUGCGAGGCUAGCAACGAAAAACACGUUGUCCGAGCUUCGGUCGAAGUCGUCGUAAUAGCGCCACCAGAAAUCACUCCGUUUUAUUUCUCCGAGCUGACCGAGGGCUCUAGGGUACAGGUGGCGUGCACGGUGCACCAGGGCGACCUGCCGCUGAACCUGACCUGGUUGAAGGACGGCGGCCCGGUAUACCGUGGUCCGGGCGCGGCCGCCGUCACGCCGUUCAACGCGUACUCGACCAUACUGACCAUGAACAACGUGUCCCGAUCCGACACUGGCGACUAUACGUGCGUCGCCGCCAACCCGGUGCACAGCGCCACUUACACGGCACACCUGAACGUCAACGUACCUCCUGAAUGGAUUAUUGAACCCAAGGACGUUAACGUCGUGCGGGAUGACCAGGCAGAAGUCAACUGUUCCGCUUCAGGACAUCCUAAACCAACUAUAAAAUGGAAAAAGGGAUCCAGUAAGGAUUCCGAUCAGUUUAGUGAAGACGUAACUGAUAACGUGACAUCUGAUGGCACUCUUGUUAUCAGUAAAGUUACGAAGAAACACGAAGGCUACUACGUAUGUGAAGCAAACAAUGAAGUCGGCACACCCAUAAUUUCUAUAAUUCGACUAAACGUACAGGACUUACCACACAUUAUACUUCCGAAUACGAAAUACAUGUCGAUAAACGGCGGUGUGGCAUCCAUGGCAUGCGAGGCGACCGGAGACCAACCGAUACACAUAUCGUGGAUCAAAGGAUCCGUCCAACUGAACUACAAAAGCGCCAAUCUAAGAUAUAAUGUAGAAGAAAUGUACACUGAUACAUCUGUGAAGUCGAAAUUGAUCAUCAGUAAAGUGAGUGCCGCCGACUCGGGAAGGUACGUGUGCGUUGCUGAAAAUUCAUUGGGGAAACACGAGGCGGCCAUGGAAUUAGAAAUUAAAGUUUUAGGAUCUCCGCCGGAUGAUCUAUCGUGCAACGUCACCACUCCUAACAGUGUGAGAUUGCGAUGGACCGACUUGAACUCGAAUAACUUAAUGAACGACUAUGUGCAGGGAUAUGUUCUUACAUAUUCAAAGGUGGUACCAGCGGACGAUUUAAUAAACGAAUACAAUGAAAUUGAAGUUUUUCAUAACGGCGAUGAUGCAACUAUUUCCAAUCUCGAUACUGACACUGAGUACGUAUUUUCCAUCAAAGUGAAUACGAUUCAAGGUCCGGGAAAAUCAAGCAAACCUCUUAUUUGCAGAACUUCAGAAAGUUUACCAGAAGCACCAGCUGGUUUAAAAUCUAUGCUUUUAUCACCAAACAUGGCUCUUAUAUCUUGGAUACCACCUAAACAUCCAAAUGGCCAGAUUCAACAUUUCACUCUUUACGAAAGAGAGAAAAUAAACGGAAUGCAAGGUGCUGUAAAGUCACAGUCAUUUGAACCACACAUCCGACAGAUUCAAUUGUCCAUGUUCAGACACUCUAGCAGCUAUUUGUGGUGGAUAACCGCAACCAAUGGCGUGGGUGAGAGUGACAAGUCACGGACGGCGUCCCUGUCAACAGUUAAAUCUGGCGGAAUGCCCGCAGCCAUUGGAAAUUUCCACGGUAAGAUACAGACCAAAUGGCACGCCAACAUCGAUCUGCCUUGUAUUACAUCCGGUAUUCCGACUCCGAACGUAAAAUGGACCUUCAACAGUCAACCAAUCGACUUAUUGCAGUCUCAACGAUUGGUAUAUGAUAACUUCACGUUGCACUUGGAUUCAGUGACCAGCACAGAUUCCGGCAAUUACACGUGUACGGCAUGGAAUGUUUAUGGGUCCGAAAAUGUUACCACUUCGCUGCUAGUAGUCGAGCCACCGAAACCGCCAAUUCUUGGGAUAGUCAACGUGUCUUGGACAAAUGUCACCGUGAAUUGGACGAAAGCGCCGAACACAUACGCGGUUCAGCAGUAUUUACUUUCGUACAAAUACGUUAAUGAACCGGAAAACAUGUACACUGAAAUUUCUUUACCUUCACAUUCAAAUGUAUUCACGUUACCAAACAUCAAGUGCGGUACAACGAUAGCAUUCAGCAUUUCAGCAAGUAACCGAGUUGGUCACGGAAUGCAAAGCAGACCAUUUAACGUAAAAACAUUACAAGGGAAAACACCAAUUGCACCCACACAAAACGAAGCUAUCGAACAGAUGGUAUCGGGAUUUUUGAUUCAUCUGCAAAAAUGGAACUCCAAGUAUUGUCCAAUCACACAUUUUUCAGUCUACAAAAGACUAACUACUGAAAAAGAAUGGACAACGGUUAACGAAAACAUUACACCAAAUGGAAUUUACUCGAUUGAAACGUUAAAUCCGUCGACUAACUAUAAUAUUUUGGUAAAAUGCUAUAAUUCUGCUGGUAUGACAUCAACAAUGUACACUGCUUCGACCUUAACUAAUUAUGGAGGAAAUUACGACAAAGAAGCUCUAUCGGUGAAUGACAAGAUAAUGCUGACUAUUUACAAUAUAGCUGUAAUGUGGCCACUCGCUGUAGCCUUACUAUUUCUCAUUGUCAUCAGUCUAUCAUUGAUAGUAUGUUAUAAAUACAGGCAUAUGUAUAAAAAGAAUCAACGUCAUCUGGAGGCAAAUAAUAUGAUACUAAAAAAUAAUAGCUGUUCAAAAUCUGAAAUACAUUCGGAUGCAUAUGAAACAUGCACACCAUUCAAAUCAAAGAGUACAAUACUGACCAAUGACGAUUCAAACUACAAUGAAAUAUCACCGUAUGCAACAUUUCAAAUUUCUCCUUCCAAAUCACCAAAACGAAACAAACAAUACUUUUGCACUAACUGCGGAGAAAAUUUGGAAAUAUGCAACUGCAAUAGAAUGGCGGACUACACAAACUUUUUAAGACGUCCAAUACCUAAACGAGUACCAUCUUAUUCAGAAAACAACAAUGAAGAUUCUAAAAGUCAAAGUAGUUCUAUUCAUGAGUUUUAUGAUAUUGAGAGAAACUCAAAAACAUGUGAGCCAAUGAAGAAACCUAAGCGGCGAUUGUUACCUUUACCAGAUUCUAGACGCGGAUCAAAUCAAAGUUCCAGAGAAUGUAGAAGCACAAAUUUACAUGAGACCACAUUCAUGAUGCCUAUACAGCAUCAUGGAACAUAUCCCCAUAAUGAUACCGAUGAAGAAGAUAAUGGAACUAUGAGCUCCGGCCGUGGUUCCAGACCAGUUCCAUAUAGAGUAUGCUAUUAA
This is a messenger RNA of Macrosiphum euphorbiae (potato aphid), 3747 nucleotides long. NCBI's taxonomy places the organism in Eukaryota, Metazoa, Arthropoda, Insecta, Hemiptera, Aphididae. The record is from the annotation of a GenBank genome assembly.